Oppia nitens is the source of this 7368-nucleotide messenger RNA. RefSeq names its product protein dopey-1-like. The coding region runs from base 231 to 7262 and encodes 2343 amino acids. The transcript is spliced from 10 exons. Gene Ontology annotation, biological process: Golgi to endosome transport. Gene Ontology annotation, cellular component: trans-Golgi network; endosome. NCBI's taxonomy places the organism in Eukaryota, Metazoa, Arthropoda, Arachnida, Sarcoptiformes, Oppiidae. The record is from RefSeq and is a predicted model, not a curated record.
UUUAGUAUUGAGAAAGUGUGUGGCAUUUGACUGCAACUCUCUCUUAUAGACAUUGAAUAUGAAAAAAGAAAUCAAUUAAUGGAUAAAAAAAAUGUGUUUUAAAAACAAAUUAUUAUUUCAAUUGAUUACAUGUUUUGUUUGUCUAUGAAUGCGAUCUCUAUCUGACUGACUGUAUAUACAGUGAAUUUGUUAAUCAAUUUGAAUGAAUAGUGUUUUUAUGCAAUCAAUCCAUGGAUGCGAUGCAACGUUACGUACAAAAGGGUCGAAAUUCAGGCAAAACAGGCAAACCUUUGAUAUCUCGGAGUCCGACCACAACAUCACUCGAUGAAUACGAGCUGAUGAGUGACGCCAAGUAUCGGACUUAUGUCCAACAAAUGGAUAGAGCACUCAAAGGCUUUGAGUAUACAUCCGAGUGGGCAGAUCUGGUCAACGCUUUGGGAAAACUUAACAAAGUGCUCUCCAAUAAUGUCAAAUACAAUGUAAUUCCCCGUCGGUUUACUGUAGGACAACGAUUGGCCCAAUGUAUGCAUCCGGCGUUGCCAUCGGGUGUCCACUUAAAGGCAUUGGAAACCUAUGAUUUCAUAUUUAAGUGCAUUGGAACCGAUCGACUCAUACAAGAAUUAAGUAUUUAUUCAAACGGUUUGUUUCCACUAUUAAGUCAUGCGGCCAUUAAUGUGAAGCCAUCGCUUCUGGAGAUAUAUGAGAAACAUUUCAUACCAUUGGGAACGCGCCUUACGCCGGCUUUGGACGGCUUUCUCAUAGCAAUAUUGCCCGGACUGGAGGAGAAUGAUUGCCACGAAAGGACAGACAAAUUACUCGUCGAGGUUUGCAAUGCAGUCUCACAAGAGUUCUUCUACGGCUCCCUCUGGAGAUGUGUCUUAAAUAACCCAUCGGUUAGAUUUCAUGCCAUUAUGUUUAUUACAUCUCAUUUUAAUAAGAAACGAAGUCUUGAAGAUCAGUUGUAUAUAAUGGGUACAUGUCUUCAAACAAUGAUCACUGGUAUCUGUGCGGCACUACUCGAUACCAGCAAUGUAUUGGUUCAGAGAGCUAUACUUGACCUCUUGCUCUCGUGUUUUCCGAUGCAUAACAAACAGAUUGCACGACAGGAUUUGAUAAGCAUAACGACUGCUGCCAUAACAGUGCUCUUAAGACGGGAUGUAUCAUUAAAUAGAAGAUUCACCCAAUGGUUAACAGCUGAGGACAGCUCUAAUCCUAAAUCAAGAAGAGAGGCCACGAAAUUAGCCAAAGCUAUCGGUUCUGAUAAGUCGUAUUUUGAGACAUUUGCCAAAGAGCUUGUGUUAGACGCCUUCAAGAUAUGUCUAAUUGAUCCGUCAAAUUUAAUUCCGAUACCCAAUUCAUGGUCAUCUCUGGGCGAUCUCUGGCCAUAUCGGCUACUUAUAUGUCUAAUAGAUCACCGAGAAAUAAGUCAUCCAAUAAUCGAUAAUUUAUGUCUCGAAAUAUUACGUGCACUAUAUCACGAAUUUGGUUUUGUAGGCAAUAGUCAUAACAAUAAUAGUUAUAACAUUAAUAAUAACAAUAAUAAGACACUGAAAGCCGACUUAAUACGAACGAGCAAUUUGUUGUUUACAAAUAUCGGAAUUAAUUAUUUAUGGCAUCACAUAAGCCAACUGUUCUCCCAUUCCUGUGAACAUUAUAUACAUUUCGAUAGCCAUAAUAAUAAUAGAUAUGUUAAGAAUGUUGGCUUUGAGUCGAUAACCAUUGUUGAGAUGUGUACACUCGUUAACUUCGUUUUAGACAAUGUAUCGGUAGAAGCGACCAAUUUUAAUGAGAAUACCAGUCAAUCCUAUUUAACACAAUUCCUACUCCAUGUCCUCAACUGUCUCAUCACUCACUCAUCAAUUCUUCACAGUAUAGACUUUGAACACUCGAUUAAGUUAUGUUCAAAUAUUAUCAAUAAAAUUAAGCCCACAAUCACUCAAACUCUUGAAAAUCGUCGCAAAAGUGAUACUAAAGACCUUAAAGCCGGUGGAAAAAUACUUCAAAAAGUCGAGUCUGUUAUUAGAGAAGAGGGUGAAGAUAAUGAAAGUCAUCCGUUACCUGAAGGACUCAUUGAUGAUGAAUUGUUUCAAAAGUGUUUGAUUAGUACAUUACAGACAUUCUUCGUUGAAUUUGUUGAAAAUCGUUUAGUAAAAGACAAAACUGGUUUAAAUGAAUGUUUUGCAUCACUUCGUGUAUCGUCAAUAAACAGCGACCGAGAAGUUAUCAAUUUUGAGACACAAAUCAGAUCUAUUGAUAUCAAUGCUGAUAUGAUUAAUGUAUAUACAAAUCUUUGCCAAUUGUUGGUACAAAUGUCAGCCAUUCCUGCCCUAUCCGACAAAAAGACAACAAAAUUACAAUUUUCAAGUUGUGAUGAACUGCAACAAUGGUUUCAACAUUUACUUGUUUUGUCUAUUUAUCCCAAAGAUUGUCUACAAGUUUGCUAUACCUCCAUAUCAUCUGUUUUAGACUUAAUAACACUGACGAAAGCUCUACUUUUUGAUUUACCAGUUAAUCAAACAGCUGUUACAGCAAAUGGAUCACCAGUUUUUGACUUCAGCACAAAUGAUAAUUCUAAAGAUAAUAAUAAAGGCUUUCACUUUGAUCCAAUGAUAUCAGCAAAUGAAUUGGCAUUUAUUUUUCAUCAGACAUCAUGGUUUACACAGGCGACUACCAAACUGUGGUCAAACUUUGAAGACAGUAAAGCACAUCUUCAUUUGGAAACAGCAACACUUCUGCAACAAUUACAUAAUCUCGCUGUUGACUCAUCUAUUUGUGAAUCAGUUAUAUGUACAUCAAUGAUAUCACCCGAUGAAACAGUUGCCUAUGAAUCCAGAAAAAGAUUUACUGUUUUAUAUAACAUAACCCGAGACUUGAAGAUGAAAUCAAUGCCGUCGGCGAUGGCCAGAGAGUUUGAUAGACCGCUGUUUUUUAUGUUAGACAGUUUGUCUAAUAAAGUGGACUCUCAUAACGCUCAGGCUAUUGAUUGGCUAAAUCAGUCUCUAAAGUGCGGAGAUAUCGCCAGAAUUUUAGAGCCACUUUUGUUUAUUAUAUUACAUCCCGACACGAGUCGACUGUCUGUACAACACGCAAACAUACACCAACCCGGUAUCAGUUGUAUUGCUGACACUAACUGUAAAUCAGUCGAUGAAAUAGACAACGCAUCUAUUGCUAACUCGGAAUCCAAGAUAUACGCCAUUAGCAGUACCGGAGGCAAUGUUAUAUAUCACGUUAACUCCGACGGUCGUAUGCGGUUUACUCCAUCACCCGUUCCCUCUAAUAAAGUACUGACUCUCACACAAACUGCCAAUAAUUCUAAUUCACUUAACAAAUGGAUUACACAGAAAGUACAUCUUUCACAAUAUGAAGUUCCUCCGAGUCAUGAAAACAAUAUUAUGGAUAAAUACAUGUCAAUCAAUAUGGUGUUGAAUCCAUUUGGAUCAAUGUCUUCAUUAAAUAGCGAUGCUUUUGAAAUAUUUGAUUCGAAUUCUGUGCCAUUUGCCAGAUCUUUACCAAACCUAUCAAAUAUUAGACGACUGGACACUAAAUCUAUAAAAUCAGACAAUUUUAUGAAAUCUCCGACACCAUAUUCAACGCCAGUUCCUUCUCGAACUACAACUACUUGUUCAACUCCAGUACCAUUGAAGAAAAUCAUGGAUGACUCUGAGCUUACCGACAAUGAAAUUGUUGUUUCAGUACUUGAAGAAGUGAUUGAUAAAGUUGUAUAUGAUUUAGAAGAUAGUUCCGAAUCAGAAGAUAGUCAAACAGCAAUAACUAAUUCCGAGACAAUAAGUGUGGGUCCCAAUAGUCGACCCGUUUCAUUAAGCCAACUACACUCCCAUAUGCUACUCUACCAGCAGGUGUAUGACUCCAAGCGUACACUUUAUGCAUUGACAACCCUUUGGAAUAUCAUAUUAGCUGAACCACAACGUGUACUCUUUGCGAUGGCAACCACUAGUAUUAGCAAUCGAUUAGGUUUGAGAUCACAGGAAUUGCAGGCACUCUUGUCUAGACAUCGCAACUCUAUAUACGGCAAAGGAUUUUAUAGUGAUUUAAGCUCGGAAUCAAUUACUUCAUUUAGAAGCAGUUCUUUUCUCGAAGUGGUAGUAUCCGCUUGUAUGCAAUACUUGCGCAGCUAUUAUCCAAGUUUACCACAAACCAGACUUAAUGAGGAAGAGAUUGCUGGCAACCAAAAGGUGCGAAUUGUUUCGUGUGAAGUGUUGCGACUCAUAUUCAAUCAGUUGUCGGUUGCGAUUAAAGGAAAGCAGACAUUCUCUACAUAUUUAUAUGAUUUACUUAUGAGGUGUAAAAUUCAGAAAACUUUACUCCAAUGUAUUGUUUCAAGUGUUUACAACUUUAUGGAAAAGAAAGAGAAAGAGCCGACAAAUACUAAUGACAGUGCUUUUGCCGACGCACUCAUUGAGUUCAAUGAAUGUCACAAUUCGACGAAUGGCUUCCAAGAAGACCUUCAAAAGUCUUUGCUUAAACUUCUGGAGGAGUUAAUGAUUUUAGAGCACAAAGUAUCACCCAAUCUCUCUGAUAAAGAGCAGCCGACACACAACAGAAAAGGGAGUGAUUCAAGGGCUGCAAGAAUUAGAUUUCAACCACAAAUGUCUUCUUUAAAAUAUUACCCGAAUAUGUUAAUACCAGCGCAGUCUAUGUUCUUGUCGGCCAUUCAGACAGCAUUACAACAGUCACACAAAGUUCACUUACAUUCAAAUUGGUUGGACUUAGUUGAGGCUACUCUUUCAUAUGCCGGACGAUCACUAUCACGACUCGUCGUUUGUGUUUUAACUCAAUUGUGCCAAAAUCUUGAGAGUACUUCCAAUAAAAUAACAAUGAAGACAAUGAAAGACGACAAAACAGAAAUGUCAUCUAAUUAUCUGAUAGUUCUAUUAAAAAGUUUGGCCACUCUCUGCCAUUUUUGCUUACUCGACACUUCUGGUACUCCGAGUAGUCCAACACUUCAACCACAGACACAAGCAAUUAACCCGAAUUCGGCAACACUUAUAACUUCGAGUUCUAAUCCAUUCUCAAUGUUUACUAAUUUCUUGCAUGUAUUCAGUGUUUCCGAGUCGAGUCAAGAAUCUUCGACUUUAGGUCGCGACUCUAAUAACGAUCCUUUAAUAUCGACCCGAAAGACUGUAUUGACUCAUUUGCCAAGAGUUUUAUCUGCUCUUCUUAUGGUUUGGAAGCAAAUAAAAUGUACCGAAAAGGAAGAAUUGGAUAAUGGAUGGCAAAUAAUGGGCAGCAGUAGAGAAGUCAAACAAAACAUAUUAACAUUUUUGUCGCCAUUGUCUCUCAUUCAUGGCUCACAUUUUAUGACAUCAGUAGCCAUUGUUUGGUAUGACAUGAGAGAUAACAACGGAAUUAAAAAUCGGAAACAAUGGUCUCAAAGUUGUUCAACUGAUCAGUUAUUAUUAGUUGAAUUAGUGGCUGCUAUUCGUGUGUUACCCAUGGAAUCGGUUCUGCAAACUAUACGACAGGCCAUCAAAGCGCCUCCAAAUGCCAACAGUUCAAAGCACAUGAAACGACCGCCUAUUGAAGUAUGUAUGUUACAGUUCUUCUUGGCCUAUAUUAAAGCAUUUCCCGGAUCCCAACUUCUUGAGUGCUGGAAGUCUGUAUUAUCGCUACUCAAAGAUGGUCUGCAAAUCUCAACAAUGGCACAACCAUUAGUUCAGUUUCAUUUGCUGGCUAUUCUUCAUGAGUUUGUUCAGGCGGCGCCACUUAUUGAGGACCGCAAAGACCAAAAGGAUUUACAAGAUGUGGCACAGAAAUUGGUGGACGCGUGUACUACAGUUGCCGGCGCCAGACUGGGACAGACUAAAUGGUUGCGCAGAAAUUUAGAAGUGAUUCCCGGACCACAAGCUGAUCAACAAGAAGAUGAUGAAAGCAAUAAUUUGGACAAUACUUUCCAUACAAUUGAUUCAAUCAAUGGAAACAUUGAUUACUCAAACAUAUCAGACGCUGACAACUCAUUUCUCUCUAAGUUUAGUGUUCAGGCAUUAUGUGCUUUGGCUGAAUUUGUAGCGCCAGUACUUGAUGUGGUUUACGUGAGUGAAGAGAAAGAGAAAGUGGUUCCUUUGGUACAGAAUAUUAUGUAUUAUAUCGUUCCAUAUCUGAAGAAUCGGACCAAACAUAACGCCCCGAGUUUUAGAGCCUGUUCUCACUUACUAUCAAACAUAUCGGGUUAUCAGUACACCCGAAAAGCGUGGCGUAAGGACGCCUUUGAACUAUUAUUGGACCCAACUUUCUUUCAAUUGGAUUCAGAAAACUUUGGUUAUUGGAAGACCAUUAUUGAUCAUUUGAUGACUCACGACAAGAACACAUUCAGAGAAUUUUUGGCCCGAAUGUCAGUCACACAAUCUGGUGGUGCACUCAAAAUGUUUAGCAAUAAAGACCAAGAGAUUGAACAAAGGGCUCAUUUGGUCAAAAGGUUGGCAUUGAUUCUGUUCUGUAGUGAGAAAGACCAGUACCAGAAGUAUAUGUCGGAAAUACAGGAGAAGCUGAUUGAAUCGCAUCGUUUGAGUCAAUCACCAUUAGUUCAGGCACAGGUAUUACUUUGCUUCAGAGUUAUCAUCCUAAGGAUGUCCGCACACCACUUAACAUCUUUAUGGCCUUUCAUCUACACUGAAAUGUUUCAAGUGUUUCUUCACAUUGAAAUGGAAUUAAUGUCAGACACACCUGAGUUUAAGAAGAACAAUGGUGCACAUAUUCAACGUCUCUCUAAUUUGGACUCGAGUUGGGUGACCAGUCAAAGCAAUGGAUUGGCCGCACAUAAUAAUCCUCAAUGGCUUCAACUAUAUUUGGCCGCUUGUAAGCUAUUGGACAUUGCAAUUGCACUUCCAGCCGAUUCUCUGCCACAGUUUCAGAUGUAUCGGUGGGCGUUUGUCUGCGGCAACAAAGAACCCAACACUAUGUCUAAUGGAGUUAAUAGAAGUUCACUUCAUCCGAAUGGCAAUCCUAUAACAACUCCUUUUGAACCACAUAUUGUUCGCAUUAAUAAUCUAAUGCAUACAAAGAAUCCAGAAGUGGAGACAAUACCGUAUAGAGCGCGGUGUCCGCUCAUCACUAAGACAUCAAUUAAAAGUUUACAAGAAUUACAUCCAUUUUUCCAUACAUUACUUAAAUCAAGUUUGCAGACAUCAACUCAAAGUCAUCAAUUGAAUGAUCCAUUAAUGACAAGCGUAUCAUUGGAUGACGCGCUUGCAUUCAUCGACAAAAUAGUGGAAAUAGAUUUUUUCGACUCAAUUCCUAAUUUAUAAACCGAUAGAUAAUCGGUUAACAUAUUUCAUGAAGUGCCUCGAAGUAUAUGAUUAUCAGUUAUAAAUCAUUGAAUUAUAAAUUAUUUAAGAUAUAUAUAUAUAUAUA